Panicum virgatum (switchgrass) is the source of this 5520-nucleotide messenger RNA. Its product is annotated as disease resistance protein RGA5-like. Gene Ontology annotation, biological process: regulation of DNA-templated transcription. Gene Ontology annotation, cellular component: nucleus. The transcript has 7 exons. The record is from RefSeq and is a predicted model, not a curated record. NCBI's taxonomy places the organism in Eukaryota, Viridiplantae, Streptophyta, Magnoliopsida, Poales, Poaceae. Gene Ontology annotation, molecular function: ADP binding; DNA-binding transcription factor activity; sequence-specific DNA binding. Bases 22 to 5073 code for a protein of 1683 amino acids.
CAUCAUUAGGCAGCAACGAACAUGGCCGAACCCCAGAGGACCAGGAGCGGGAGCAGCUCCCCGGGGGCUCCUGUUGCGCUCGACGACGACCACGGCCAGCCCGGAGGGGCGGCGCAGGAUCAGGAGGAGCAGCUGGAGCUCCGGCGCGGCCCGUGGACCGUCGACGAGGACCUCACCCUCGUCAACUACAUCGCCUGCCACGGCGAAGGCCGCUGGAACUCCCUCGCCCGAGCCACCGGGCUGAAGCGGACGGGCAAGAGCUGCCGGCUGCGGUGGCUGAACUACCUCCGGCCCGACGUGAGGCGCGGCAACAUCACCGCCGACGAGCAGCUGCUCAUCCUCGACCUCCACACCCGCUGGGGCAACAGGUGGUCGAAGAUCGCGCAGCACCUGCCGGGGAGGACGGACAACGAGAUCAAGAACUACUGGAGGACCCGGGUGCAGAAGCACGCCAAGCAGCUCAACUGCGACGCCAACAGCAAGCGCUUCAAGGACAGCAUGCGCUACCUCUUGAUGCCGCACCUCGUCGACGCCGCCGCCCGCCGCCGCCGCCUCGUCCAGGCGCAGCACCACCAGCACGCCGCCGCCGCCCACGGCCUGUCCGCCAUCGGGAUGGUCUCGUCCUCGGACUCCUUCGCGACCACGGCCGAGUCGUACCGACCAGGGAAGCUCGACAGCCUACUGCGCCACGGCUGCGCCCUGCCCAAGGGCGUGGCGGAUGAGAUAUCCCUCAUCAAGCUUGAUCUCGAGAAAAUCAUAGCUAUAUUCUCAAACCUGCAGGAGGACGACCAUGCUAUGAUGGUCAGGUGCUGGAGGAAGGAGGUGCGCGAGUUGUCAUACGACAUGGACGACUUUGCCGACCAGUACGAGCACGCCGCUGCCAUGACCUGUGCUAGAUCCAUUCGUGGCCGGGAGAUUACUCGGCAGCUCAAGAGCAAGAGAAGUCUCCCUUGGAUCCGGGAAAAGCUGAGGCAGCGCCUGUGGAUGGCCAACAAGAUCAGAGAAUUCAGCGAGCGCACACAGGAGGCACUUGAGCGCCACAGGUUGUACAACCUUGACGCCAUUGCUGGCUCUGCUUCCUUUAGUUGUACAGAUGAUGCAUAUCCCACCUCUUGGAAUGGCACGCCUUAUGGGGAAGAUAAGGCUUAUGUUGGUAUCGAUGCUGCUAUGGAAAAGCUCGAAGAGUUGCUGAUGAUGACCCACGAUCAAGGGCACCAGAAGCUUCAGGUUGUUUCCAUUGUUGGGUUUGGAGGAAUUGGGAAGACGACACUUGCCAUGGAACUUUACCGCAAGCUUGGGCACCAGUUCGAAUGCCGGGCAUUUGUGCGGACUUCCCAGAAGCCUGAUAUGAGGAGGAUUUUCAUCAGCAUGCUCUCCCAAGUUCGUCCACACCAGCCACCUGACAAUUGGACAGUACAUGGCUUAAUUUCCACCAUCAGGACACAUCUCCAAGAUAAGAGGUACUUGAUUAUAGUUGAGGAUUUAUGGACUACAUCAACAUGGGACAUUGUUAAACACGCUCUACCAGAUAGCAAUUGUUGCAGCAGAAUACUUACAACAACAGAAAUUGAGGAUCUAGCUCUGCAAUCUUGUGACCAUGACCCCAAGUAUGUUUAUAAGAUGCAACCGCUUGGUGAAGAUAACUCAAGAAAAUUGUUUUUUAGUUCAGUUUUUGGCCCUCAAGAUGAAUGUCCUCCAGAACUCAGGGAAAUUUCUCAUGAUAUUAUUAGGAAAUGUGGUGGUUUACCACUGGCUAUUGUGACUGUUGCCAGUAUUUUAUCAAGUCAGCCAGGCAAGCAAGAUCGAUGGGAUUAUGUCAAUAAAGCCAUAGGUUACAGUUUGUUGACUAAUCCUACCUGGGAAGGGAUGAAACAAAUCUUCGACCUUAGUUACAACAAUCUUCCCCAGCAUUUGAAAGCAUGCAUCUUAUACACUGGUUUGUAUGAAGAGGACAUUGUAAUUUGGAAGGAUGAUUUAGUUAACCAGUGGCUAGCUGAAGGUUUUAUCCAAGCAAAAGAAGGGCAAGACAAGAAGGAAAUUGCAAGUUCAUUUUUCGAUAGGCUUAUCAAUGGAAAACUGAUCCUUCCUGUAGAUGCAAAUAAAAAGGGUGAGGUUUUGUCCUGCACAAUUCAUCACAUGGUACUAAAUCUUGUUAUUAGAUGCAAAUCAAUAGAAGAGAAUUUUGUGACCGCAAUACAUCAUUCUCAAGCAACAACCACACUUGCUGACAAGGUUCGUCGACUGUCUCUCCAAUUUGGUAAUGCAGAAGAUGCAAUAACACUGCCAAAUAUGAGAUUGUCACAUGUUCGAACACUUGCCUUUUGGGGUGUCUUCCAGUGUUUGCCUUCCGUUGUGCAGUUUCGCCUUCUUCAAGUUCUAAUUCUCCAUUUUUGGGGCGAUAAGGAUAGCAUAAGUUUUGACAUUACUACAAUUUCAGAACUUUUUCGACUGAGAUAUUUGAAGGUUACAUCUAAUGUUACCUUGGAACUACGUACUCAGAUGAGAGGUCUGAAUUCUCUGGAAACACUUACAAUAGAUGCAAGAGUUAGUUCAGUUCCAUCAGAUAUUGUUCACUUGCCAGGCUUGCUGCAUCUAAGUCUUCCUGCUGAGACAAAUCUGCCCAAUGGGAUUGGCCACAUGACAUCUCUUCGCACACUUGGAUGUUUUGAUAUCAGUGGUAAUUCGAUAGAGAAUGUACAGAGCCUUAGCAUGCUGACAAAUCUUGAAGAUCUUCAGCUCACCUGUUCUACAGUACAGACAGAAAAUCUGAAUAGCAAAAUGCAUUUCGUGCUGAACUCGAUUCUAGGGAGCCUCAGUAACCUCAAGUGUCUGACUCUGGCAUCAAGAGCUCCCAGUUAUGCAAAAUCUAUUGGUGCUACGGGCAUGACCAUUUCUGGUGGCUUCAGCAGUUUGUCCUCUGCCCCAGCUCUUCUUCGGACUCUUGAGGUUUCGCCUCAAAUUUGCAUAUUCUUCUACACCCCCAAGUGGAUCGGACAACUCCGCGAGCUCUGCGUCUUAAAGUUUGGGGUAAGAAGAAUAGACAUGGAUGGUGUUGAUGUUCUCGGAGGAUUGCCUGCUCUUUCUGUUCUCACCCUGUAUGUCCAGACCAAGCCUGCAGCGAGGAUAGUCAUUGGGAAGACCGGAUUUCAAGUUAUAAAAUACUUCAGGUUCAAGUGCUGCGACGCUUUGCUGGAGUUCAAGGAGGGUGCUAUGCCUAAUCUCCGCACGCUGAAGCUUGCUUUCAAUGCCAACAGCAAUGCUGACCAACAGAGCACAAUACCUGUCGGCAUCGAGUACUUGUCAGAGCUGAAAGAGGUAUCUGCAAAAAUUGGUGGUGUUGGUCCUGAGGAAUCCCACAGAAGGGCUGCCGAAUUGGAAUUCAGAGAUGCCAUCAGGGUGCAUGCUAGAUUUCAGAGAGUCAAUGUACGAUGUGUAAAACAGAUCAUUGAAUGUAAGGAUGAUCAGAGUAGCGUAACAACAGUGGAGCAUUCGGAUGAUCAGAGUAGCGUAACAACAGUGGAGUAUUCGGCUGCCUCGGCCGGGACGAGCCUCCUCCAUACGACACGUGGGCUCCAGUGCGGUCAAGCCCACGUGUCAGUGGGAGCGAGUCCCUCUGGAGUACCUCUAGCCGCAUACCGGGACCGUCAAGACAACAUCCUAAGAGAGCCUCUCACACUGGCAAACAGUGACAGCCUCGCCGCACUACUACGACGAGUACCAGUGGAGGAAGUAGGGCCAGAAGUGGAUCGCCAAGACACAGUUCCCGAGCACUAUGCCCCCGGCCGCGGGCUCUGGGUCAUGGACCAGGCGGCGGCGUUGCCGGGGCCAGCGCCGGCGUUCGAGGCGCCGGUAGUGAUGGCGGACCCGAGGAAAAGGAGCGCGGAGUACCAGCUGGCGCCGGAAAGGGAGGCGUCGGGGGUCAAGCGGCAGCGGCCCCCGACCAGCUCCCGGGAGAACAGCGGCGGCAGCAAUGACGGCGACCACGAGCAUUCGUCCGCCGCGGCCGGGGGCAAGGGCGGCGGCCGCCGGCUCUGGGUCAAGGAGCGCGACCACAAGUGGUGGGACCGGAUGUCGGCGUGCCUGGGGGACGAGUUCCGCCGCGCGUUCCGGAUGUCGCGGGCCACCUUCGAGGCCGUCUGCAGGGAGCUCGCCAAGGAGGACACCAUUCUCCGCGCCACCAUCCCGGUCCACCAGCGCGUCGCCGUCUGCAUCUGGCGCCUCGCCACCGGGGAGCCGCUCCACCUCGUCUCCGAGCGCUUCGACCUGAGCAUCUCCACCUGCUACAGGCUCGAGCUCGAGGUCUGCGCCGCCAUCAAGGCCGUGCUCAUGCCCAAGGCCGUGCAGUGGCCCGAGGCCCCCGCGGACGUCGCCGCCCAGUUCGAGGCCGCGUCGGGGAUCGCCAACGUGGUGGGCGCCAUGUACACCACCCACAUCCCCAUCAUCGCGCCCAUGGCCAACGUCGCCGCCUACUACAACCGCCGCCACACGGAGCGCAACCAGAAGACGUCCUACUCCAUCACGGUGCAGGGCGUCGUGGACGCCGCCGGCGCCUUCACCGACGUCUGCAUCGGCUGGCCGGGCUCCAUGUCCGACGCCGACGUGCUCGAGCGCUCCGCGCUCUACGCGCAGCGCGGCGCCGCGGGGUGCCUGCAGGGCCAGUGGGUGGUCGGCGGCGCGGGCUACCCGCUCAUGGACUGGCUGCUGGUCCCCUACACGCACCAGAACAACAUGACGCGGGCGCAGCGCGUGUUCAACGAGCGGGUCGACGGCGUGCGCGCCGUGGCGAGGGACGCGUUCCGGCGCCUCAAGGCCCGAUGGGGCUGCCUCCAGAAGCGCACCGAGGUGAAGCUGCAGGACCUCCCCGUGGUGCUCGGCGCCUGCUGCGUGCUCCACAACAUCUGCGAGCGCGCCGGCGACGCCGUCGACCCCGAGAACGCCUUCCAGAUCUUCGACGACGACAUGGUCGCCGAGAACCCCGUGCGCUCGCAGGCGGCCGUCACCGCGCGCGACGAAAUCGCCCACAACCUCCUCCACCGCAACAGCGGCGCCGGCCCCGGCUUCCUGUUCAAAUGAAGAAGAAGAAGAGGAGGAGGAGAAGCAAGCAGCUUCAUUUCUCGGCUUCGGCUUCGGCUUCAGCACAGGCUCCGGGCUUGUCAUCUCGCCUCCACGGCUCCGUCGUCCCGAUGCGGGUGCAUCAGAAGCAGCCAGCGGCGGGUUCGGCACGGCGGCGACGGCGACAUCUCUAUUAUGAACUACUUGCAGCCUAAAUAAAAAUAAGAUUUCCAAAGAUUUUGUUGUAAUUUUUCGAAUUAAUCUCUUGUAGCUGAGCAGAAGUAUAUGGAAGAGAGAAACAUUUACAGAUUUAGCUUUUCCCUUUAAGAUUUAGCUUUCCUUAUUGAAAAAGCGUGAGGACCACAAAAUGUAAGGGGCAUGAAGAACUUGGGUACACGGAAUUCCUAUGUAUCUCUUUAAAAUAAAGGAUUGGACAUCCAAGAUUGGGGGGCAAUGUUUGCCUCACCA